Heterotrigona itama is the source of this 2784-nucleotide messenger RNA. The record is from the annotation of a GenBank genome assembly. NCBI's taxonomy places the organism in Eukaryota, Metazoa, Arthropoda, Insecta, Hymenoptera, Apidae.
AACCUCCGAGUCAAUAGGCAAACGAUCAACUAAUAUUAAUAGGAAAGCGAGUAACAUAGAAUCAUUAAUGAGGUUCUCAUUUUUUAUUGUGAUUUUUGUUGUAACAACCCACCAAUUGUCGGCGGUCAGCGCAAGCGAGUCAUUAGGAAAUCCGUAUAAAAUAUUAGGUGUUCACAAACGUGCGACUUUACAAGAAAUUCGAAAAGCAUAUAAAAAUCUUGUCAAAGAGUGAUCUUAACUGAUCCAGAAAGAAGAAAAAAUUUUGAUAAUCAUGGAAUCACAGAAGAAAAUAUUUCUAAGCAAAAAAGAGACAAUAGUUACUUUAACAAUGUCUUUGAUCCAUUGGAAGAAAUAUUUGCUAGAAAUUUCAAGUUUCAUUAUCAUCGAGAUAUUUCACUUUUCUAUAAGAUGAGCAUUACAUAUCGAUCAUUUGAAAAUAUUAUAGUACCAAAAACUUUCCGUACACCUUAUCUGAUACUAUUUUAUUCGGAUUGGUGCUUUGCAUGUUUACAAGUAGAACCAACAUGGCGACGUUUGAUUGAUGAAUUAGAACCAUUGGGUCUUGGUUUAGCAACUGCACAUGCUGAAAAGGAGUCUGCUUUAGCAAGGAAACUAGGAAUUCAUUCAUUACCAUAUCUUGUUGUCACAAUAGAUGGUCGUACAAGUGUAUACAAAGAAUCCGUUUUUAGUAUUCAAAAAAUUGUUGGUAUGUAUAAUAUAAUAUUAUACAAUACAAUUUCGUAUUAUGAUGGAACUAAGUUGUUUAUUUCUCUUACAGACUUCUUACGAAACAAAUUUCCAUAUAAAUUAAUAUCUAACAUAAAUAAAAAUAAUUUAGAUAAUUUUCUCUCAGGAUGGAUAGAUAAUCGAAUUCGAGCUUUAAUAUUUGAUAAGAAAGAAUCUGUUAGAUUACGAUAUCUAUUCAUUGCGUUUUAUUACAGAGAUCGUGUUGCAUUUGGUUUCGUUCAGACGGGAAAACCAGAUACUGAACUUAUUGUAAUAAAAUAUAAAAUCUCUGUGGACUUGGAUACUUUAUUAUUAUUUAACGAAAAUUCUGAGAAACCUAUGGCGUCCGUUAGUAUGAAAGAUAUAUUAAGUGAUACAAUGCACAAUGUUAUUUUAAAUAAUAAAUUUCUUGCUCUACCAAGACUUUCAAAUCAAGCAAUGUUAGAUUCAGUUUGUCCACCUGAGUGGUUAAGACCUCAAAAACGAUUAUGUGCAGUUUUAAUAUCACAACAAAAUAGUCCUCUUCAUGAUUUAGCUAGGCAUAAGUUUAGACAAGCAGCUUUAAAAUCAUCUUACAGUAUUGAAAGAGUCCGAUAUACAUACGUAUUUAAAGAUACACAAUCAGAAUUUGUGUCAGCACUAUCAACAGGGGAGGGCAGUCCUUUAGAACCUCUAUUACAUAUUGUCAUUAUUUGGAGAAGGGAUGCAAAUCAUUUGAAAUAUGAAUGGUUACCUACUGAUUGGAUUGAAGCUGUUCGAGAUGAAAUUCAAUGGAAUGAAACACGUCGCAACUUGGAACAAACUAUAAAAAGAUUAUUGCGUGUAUCUGAAGCUUUACCAUAUACCGCAGUUGUAGAUGAAUUAGCAGAUGAACAUGCACAGGGUACUGUAGACAAACUUAUUGGAAAAGCAUUACUAGCUGUAGAUUAUAUUUCGGAUAGUCUUACUAAGGAGCAAAUAUUGCCUUUAGUAUCAGUAAUUGCUACUUUAAUGUUAAUUGGUGCUGCGGGAUAUGGGAUGUCGUAUCUAGCAAAAUUAGAGGAAGCAAGUAUUCAAGCUGAACAUGCUCAAUAUAAGGAUAAAUCAACGCAUCCACAAUUGCGAUUACAUGAAUUGCGAGCAGAGAAAUAUAAUGGUUUAGUUCGACUAUUAAAACCGGGCUGUAGAACCAUUAUAUUAUUAGUCGAUGUUCAAAGUAGAUUAAAAUUAUUACCACCUUUUCAUAAAUCUGUAUGGCCUUAUAGGAAAAAUAAAACUCUUAUGUUUGCACAUUUGUCUCUUGAAAGAGGGUUAGAGUGGUAUAAAAAACUGCUAUCUCUUACCUUGCUAGAACAAAAAGAACUAAACAUAAAUCCCAAAAAUUGUAUUGGCACUGUAUUAUCUUUAAAUGGUCAUCGUAAAUAUUUUUGUAUAUACCAUGCUAAACAUCCAGAGUGUACUAAAGGCAAGAGUUCUAAGAGAAUAGAGCGAAUAACGAAACAAUUAUCUCGGAGAAUAGAUGAUGCAGAAGCUGGCGCAUUUAUAGGUUUUGACAGUUCCAAUGAAUCUGAUGUUUCUGAAGAAGAGGAUGGAAAUAAUGUUUUAUUCCAGGACAAUCUUUUGGAUGGUUUACCAAUGUGGCUGGAUAGGCUGUUCGAAGGUUCAACACAUCGUUAUUAUGUAAAUUAUUGGCCCGAAUUCACUGCCAAGUAAAUGAAGAUUGGUAUACAUUUUGGUAACGUGUAUACUUUUUGCAAUAGAAAAAGGGAUCCAACUAGUCAACAAUAUCACGUCAUUUAAAAAUUCUAUACAAUUUAAACGUAUCUUUUAAUUUCAUAUAAAGUUAGGACAUAUUCAUUACAUGUACAUGAUUAUUUAUUAAUUCACGUGCGAUUUUCUGUACACAUAAAAUUUAGAUAUUCCAUUAACUACACUUCAAAAGAAUUUUAUAAAUUGUCAUAAUAGUUGAUAAAACUCUUAUAGAUUCAAAGUUACAUUAUUUUCGUCAAUUUUCAUAAGUAAUAAGAACUCUCUCGUCAUUUUUAAUAAUAUUUUUUAAAUAAUUCUAGUCGAUGCCAU